Musca domestica (house fly) is the source of this 912-nucleotide messenger RNA. Its product is annotated as activity-regulated cytoskeleton associated protein 1. The record is from RefSeq and is a predicted model, not a curated record. NCBI's taxonomy places the organism in Eukaryota, Metazoa, Arthropoda, Insecta, Diptera, Muscidae. The transcript has 3 exons. Bases 83 to 808 code for a protein of 241 amino acids.
AACGAACCAUUGGCCAUGGGCGAUUGGCAACAAAAUAAAUUAAAAGUUUUCAAAUAAAUAAGCAGGAUAAUACCGGAAAAAAAUGUCUCAAAUGGUGCAAAUGACAACGGAACAGUUAGAGCACCUGAUAAAAUCGCUUCGCGCGUCGUCAGCCACUGAAAUUGCCGGUGCUGUUGCCGAACUUGCCAGCCGGCCCAAAGUCGCCGGAAGCUCUAUGUGUGAUUGCCCCUAUCGUUAUGGCGGAGAAAGGGAUCGGGAAAUAGUUGAAGAAUUUAUUCUCUCCACCCAAACCUACAAAGACAUCCAGGCGAUAGGGGAUGAAGAAGCUCUAAAGGGUUUACCGUUGUUGUUUUACGAUUGUGCCAGCACCUGGUGGCAGGGAGUCCGUUAUCACAUCGCCUCUUGGCAGGAUGCAUUGGAAUCACUGCGUAAUCACUUUGCACCACCCCGACCAGCCUAUCAAAUUUAUUUGGAAUUUUUUGAAGAGAAACAAGAUGAUGUGACCAGUUGUGAUAGAUUUUUAGAUAAAAAGCGUGCCAUUUUGGCCCAACUUCCACGGGGUCGGCAUAACGAAGAGACUGAAUUGGAUUUGUUGUAUGGCCUAAUGCAUUUAAAGUAUCGUAAGCUUAUUGCCCGUGAUGAUUUCGAAACUUUCGAUGAAUUAUUGGAAAAAUGCCGCAUUGUGGAGUACAAUAUGCGUGAGGAUCCGAAGGAAAAGAAGAAACUCUGUUCGUAUUGUAAAUUCCAUGGUCACACUGUGGAGAAUUGCCGUAAAUUGGAGAAGGAUGAAUACGAUGCUGUGCGAUAAUUAUCAAUAUCGGAAUCACCAAUUUGGUUUUAGUUCAUUAUUACAGUCUAUACAAUUUUGUUUACACAAAAAUAUAAACAAGGGAUAUUAUUUUCAUAGUUCAC